Molecule: messenger RNA, 3300 nt
Organism: Ustilago hordei
Lineage: Eukaryota; Fungi; Basidiomycota; Ustilaginomycetes; Ustilaginales; Ustilaginaceae
Exons: 3
Coding region: 1-3300 (1099 amino acids)
Source: RefSeq, a predicted model, not a curated record
AUGACCAUUUCACCAGCGCAAGGCAGUGCCAACCUGCUCGCCCCCUUCGCAGGCCGCUGGAGCUUUAACGCUCUCAUCGACGACCUCAUCUCCCAGUCCUACGACGAACCCUGCAUCUCGUACGUCAAAUCUACCGAUCCCUUCGAAUGGCAACAUGUCACCGGGACCCUCCUCGACCGAUGCAUUCGAGCUACUACCGCCUACUAUGCCGACCGCAUCGGAGUACGACGAAAGGACCAGCCUUGUAGGCAGAUCGGAGUGUUCUCCGACUCGAGUUUUGACCUCUCGGUCACAGAGAUGGCGUUGAUUCGCCUGGGUUAUGGAGUCGUUCUUAUCCCGCCAAACAACUCGGUCCCUGCUGUUGUGCACUUGCUUAAGAGCACCAAUUCGACGGUUCUUGUGUAUGGAAAGGGGAAGGAGGGGGCAGCUAAGCAGGUGUGUCAGCUGCUGCAGGCUGAGAUGGAGGGAAUGAAGGAAGAUGUAGUGCUGGUGGAGGUGAACCGGGUGGAAGAAGCUAUUGCGUCUCAUCAAUUACCAGCACCGACGAAAGAGCGAGAUCCGUACCAGUCCGAAGUGCCAUACGAACAGCAGGCACAGGAGCCUUCCUUUACGCUUCACUCUAGUGGCAGUACUGGUCUUCCUAAGCCUUAUACCUAUUCACACGAGGCAUACCUAAACAUAAUCGCCGACUACAUGCCCUACGACGCACUGUGCACUGCCCCCCUCUAUCACGGCUUUGCAUGCGCAGUUGCAUGGCGACAAAUCAUCCACCAUCGCCAUCUCUACAUCUACUCCGCCACCAUCCGUCCCGAUCUCGUCAGCAAAGCAGCCCGUCAUAGUACUGCCGAAAUCAUCUACGCUGUCCCCUUCACAUUCAAAAUGCUCAGCGAAGACGAAGAGAGUCUUGAUGUGUUGCGAAGCAUCAAGUUGUGCUGUUACAGCGGAGCGCCGUGUCCCGUCGAGGUAGGCGACAUGCUCGUCGCGAACGGUGUAAACCUUGUUGCUUUCCUGGGCGCUACAGAGAUGGGACAGAUCAUGGACAGUAUUCGAAACUUUUCAACAGACAAAGGCUGGAACGUCAUGCGUCCCAGCGAACGUUGCGCACCUUACCUAAAGUUCGAAAAUGUCGGCACCACUGAUGAAGGCCCCUACGAAAUGGUCUACAUGAAAGGCUGGAAAGCUUUGUCUAAAGUCAACCGUCCCGAUGGGAGUUAUGCUUCUGGUGAUCACUAUAGUAUUGUUCGUAACGAGGACGGGUCUAUCCGCGGCUAUGUCUAUCUGGGUCGAGGUGACGAUACUUUGGUUCAUCUCAACGGAGAGAAGACUAAUCCAGUGCCGAUGGAGCAAAGUAUCACGUCUUCGCCUCUGCUUCGUGACUGUCUGGUCUUUGGCGCUGGAAGGCAGUGUACUGGUGCACUCAUUGUUCCUUCCGAGCAGGUUUGGCAACCGUACGCGGGCUUUCCAGAAGAGGAGAGGCAGAGGGGGCUCAAGAAACAGAUCGAACCGCUGCUGCGAGAGGUCAACGCUCAGUGUCCAUCGCAUUCUCGGCUCGUACCGGAGAUGAUCCGAUUCUUAUCACCCGAAAAGCGCUUCCCUGUGGCAGAUAAGGGAAGUGUGAAGAGGGCACCAGCUAACUCUAUGUUUUCUGGGGAGAUUAAUCAGUUGUACAUAGAGCUCGAUCUGGGUACUUCCACACCUGACGAGGCUAAAGUUUCGGUUCACUCGAAGGAGCAGCUGAGGACACUGUUGAAGGAGGUGUUGGAGCGUUUCCUAGAGCUGGAAUUGGAUGGGAAGGAGAGUGUUGAUCUGACCAGUUUGGGUGUGGAAUCGGUGAUGGACAGUCAGAUUCGAAGUCAGAUCCAUCGAAGCGUUCGUAUGCCAGCGCCUCUUCCGAACACUAUUAUGUUCCAGCAUCCUACUUUGCACAAAUUGACGGAUGCUGUGCUUCAGCAUGUACGAGGUUGGUCGCAGAAUAGGCUUGCUCAUGGGAACAGAAAGAUGGAGCAGGAGGAAAGGACGUAUGAGCUGCUCAAAGAGUUGCGCUCGAAGCUCAAGCCUCGCAAUUCCAAGUUGGCGGAGCAACCACAUCGUCUUGAGAAGGAGAUCAUCGUACUGACGGGUGCAACCGGCUCACUUGGUGCACAUGUCGUCGACCAGCUUCGUCGCAAGCAGACCGUUAGCCAGAUCAUUUGUCUCAACCGUGCUGCUAAUCAUCAGGAGGCUGCGAAACGCACACGAGACUCGCUCGAAGCUCGUGGUCUCCCACCAUUGGAAGAAGGUUCCAGCACCGAAGUCGUCUCCCUCGCUGUAGACCUCAGCAAAGAUAACCUCGGACUGUCGCGGCAAGGAUACGCCGAAAUCUCCAGCAAAGUCACUUGUGUAAUCCACAACGGUUGGCCAGUCAACUUCAACAUGUCCGUCGACUCCUUCCAGAGCGUUCUCGAAGGUUCCGUUCAGCUUAUGAACCUCGCAGGUCAAAGCACGGGCACUGCCACGCCUCGAUUCAUUUUCUCAUCCUCCGUCUCUGUCGCUCUAGACUACCCCGGCACUGUCAUCCCGGAAACGAGCUUCGACAAUCUGGAAAACACAGCUUCAAUGGGCUACGCCCAGUCAAAAUGGAUCGUCGAAAACCUGUGCCGGGAUGCAGAGACGCUCAUUGGAGGUGGGUUGAAAUCUGUCCCUCCCGUAUCUCGAUGUCUCGGCCGUAACACGUGCACCUUGCUUGAGAUGCCGACGCAUCUUCAACUCAUGCGCAUUGGCCAAGUGGUGGGAGACCGAGAGAAAGGAAUUUGGAACGAGACCGAAGCUCAACCUCUCAUGCUUAAGAGUGCUCAGACGAUCGGGUGUAUCCCUGGCGAUGCUGAUGAUUUGUAUUGGUUGCCUGUCGACGUUGCUGGUCUCAUCACAGCUCAACUCACUACAGCUCAGCUAGGAAGGGAUUGCGAGCUGGUGCAUGCGGUAAGCGACGAAGCAAUGCCAUGGAAGAAGGCACUGGGCACCUUAGCAGAGGAGCAGAAUCUGGGAAAGACGUUCGAAGCGGUGCCCUACACAGAGUGGCUGAAGCGGCUGGAGGGGUCGGAUCAAAACCCCUCGCGGAAUCCGAUGAUCAAGUUGCUCGAUCACUUCAAAGCUAUGCAAGGGGUGGAGGGGAGGAUGGGUAAGUUUGAAACAAAGCGAUUGAGGGAGAUUUUCGCUUCAUCAUCGGUGGAGAAGGAAAUUGCUGAGGGGCUUCGAGCGUACAAGCCCGAGUAUCUAACUGCUACGGUGGCUACUUGGAGGAAGUCGGGCUUCCUUGAGUAG